UCUCAUUCCUUCUCCUAAUUCAUUUUAAUUUUCCAAAUAAAAGAAUAAAAAUAUUUUUUCUUUUCAUUAAACCGACGUUGAGUCAAAAAGUCAAAAGAAAAAACGUUGAAAAUUUGCUUUUAAAACGGUACGCGUAUCUCUCCCGCUAUCCUCCGCCAUCGCUAAGUUGUCCAGUAGGCGAUCACUUUAAGAUGACAGACGAGGCGUUGUUGAAGCAACUAGAGGAAUCAACGAAGGACAUCGCGCGUCAGCAGGCCGAGACUCUCCAUUCCAUCCUCCAACACCAGCGCCGCGUUCGUUAUCUCCAACGCUACCUCCCCGACGUCCAAGAUCAGAAUGCACCCAUUCACGCCGCCACUUUUAAACACUUCGUGCCGUUAUCUUGCUACGAUGAUUACGCUGAUUACAUCAGUCAAUUAGCCAACGGAGACUGCACUGACGAUCAUGAUCAUCACCACCUCUUGUCCGUUGACCCUCUCCUUUGCUUCUUUUAUAGUUCUGGAACAAGUUCAAUGAAGCCUAAAUUGAUACCUUACUUUGACUCUGCGCUUUCAAAAGCGGCGUCGUAUAUAGCUCAUCAAGGAAGUGCCGCUGUUCUUCGAAGGUUUUUUCCUCCAAAGCCUGAAAUAAAUAGAAGACUGGCAUUUAUAUAUGCCGAUAGCAUUACAACUACAAAAGGCGGUUUCAAGGUAAUGGCUGCCUCUUCAUUCCCUUUGCAGAGUAGUAAUAGCAAUGUGAAUCGCUCUAUAUUUAUGUCUCUCACUAGCCCCAAGGAAGUGAUUCUGGGAUCAAAUGUUGAGCACCAAAUAUACUGCCACCUUCUUUGUGGUCUUAGGAUUUCUGAUUCUGUGGAUGCUAUUCAUGCUCCAUAUGCAAUAGGUUUGAUUAAGGCUUUCCAUGUUUUGGAAUCCAAGUGGGAGCAACUAUGUGAGGAUAUUGAAAAAGGGUUUCCAUGUUUGGACAUUAACGAUAUUCCAAUGAGAGAUUCUGUUGUUGAGGUUCUUGGUGGGCCACAACCAGAUUUGUCUAAUAGAAUUCGGUUGAUUUGUGAAGAGAAGAAUUGGGGUGGGAUUUUGCAUAAAUUAUGGCCUAACGUUCGAUAUAUUAGAUGUGUUACAACUGGAAGUAUGAAGCAGUACUAUUCCAAACUUAAGUACUAUGCAGGAGAGGUAACUCUGCUUGGUGGGGAUUACUUUGCAUCAGAGUGCUGUGUGGCAAUUAACUUGGAUAUCAAGCAACCACCAGAUCUGACAAGAUUUGUUAUGCUUCCAACUGCUGCAUAUUUUGAGUUUCUUCCAUUUGAUUCAACUCAGAACAAGGUUGUUGGUGAAGAAACUGUGGAUAUUUGUGGUGUUGAGGUAGGGAAGAUGUAUGAAGUGGUUGUGACUACUUAUAGAGGGUUUUAUAGAUAUCGUCUAGGUGAUAUUGUAAGAGUUGUUGACUUCUAUAAUUCAUCUCCAUUGCUGGCAUUUGUGAUGCGAGCUCCUAAAACUUCAUAUGACAUAGUGACUGAGGCAGAUUUGAUGGCUGCUAUGGAAAGUCUUCAACUUGUAUUGAGAAAUAUCAUAGGCAUGACAAUAGAGAUUGUGGAGUUUACGAGUUUCUUUGACUCUGAUUUGAGUCCUAAGAGGCUGAAGAUUUUUGUUGAAGUAAAAAACUGUGAUAUGUUGUUACAGGAUAAGUUGCAGGAGUCAAUUGUACUCCUUAGAAAGUGUUGUUCUACUCUCGAAGACAGUUUGGGAAGUUUUUAUAAGGUGCAGAGGAAUAAAGGCGAGGUAGACCAUUUGUCACUAUCCAUUUUGAAAUGUGGUAGCUUUGACAGGUUACUACAAGUAGCAAUCGAGAAUGGAGCUCCAGCUAGUCAGUAUAAGCCAGCUAAGAUUAUAAGAAACCAUGACAUUGUCGAUGUUAUGGAAGGAUAUGUUCUUGUGACUAUAAGCUUAGAAUCUCUAUGUGCUUAAUAGCUUGCUGCUCUUUGGUUCUUAAUGGAAUAACUAGAAUGUUGGAUCUUCAAUAGAGUUAUCUAUAUGCUUUGAAGAGCAUAGAUUUGUCUCAAUUUGUCAGUUCCUAAAUAUUUAUGAGCAUUGAAAUGUCAUACAAGCAAACUGGAAUUCAUGUAAUCUAUUACUAUUAUAUCCAUUAUUUAUUCUCUCAUUAAUUA
Molecule: messenger RNA, 2161 nt
Organism: Durio zibethinus
Lineage: Eukaryota; Viridiplantae; Streptophyta; Magnoliopsida; Malvales; Malvaceae
Product: putative indole-3-acetic acid-amido synthetase GH3.6
Cellular component (GO): cytoplasm
Molecular function (GO): acid-amino acid ligase activity
Source: RefSeq, a predicted model, not a curated record